This is a messenger RNA of Penicillium canescens, 1209 nucleotides long. RefSeq lists its product as uncharacterized. Bases 1 to 1209 code for a protein of 402 amino acids. NCBI's taxonomy places the organism in Eukaryota, Fungi, Ascomycota, Eurotiomycetes, Eurotiales, Aspergillaceae. Gene Ontology annotation, cellular component: mRNA cleavage and polyadenylation specificity factor complex. The transcript has 3 exons. Gene Ontology annotation, biological process: mRNA alternative polyadenylation. Gene Ontology annotation, molecular function: mRNA binding. The record is from RefSeq and is a predicted model, not a curated record.
AUGGCCACCGAAGAUGAUAACUUCGACAUUGACAUCUAUGGAGAUGGUAGCGGUUCCAACGAGCCUGCUGAGUUCAAGCAUGAAGAUUCCGAUCUUGUGCUCGAUGCCCCGGAGAAUCUUCCUCAGGCUAACCUCCAGCAAAAUCGGACCCAGAACGACGUCCAGGCUGACCACCCACCUGUUCAGACCCAGCCUGCCUCGGACAAUGGCAACCAGGCAGGACCUCAGCAAUCCCAGCACACUCUUCCCGCGCCUCCUCAGGGAACCAAGCGCAAGGACUAUGACGGUCGCUCAACCGAUCCUGCGGCUACGACUGCGCUUCUGAUCUCGGACAUGUCGUGGUGGACCACCGACGAUGAUAUCCGGGGCUGGGUGAACCGAGCUGGUGCCGAGCAGGAGCUAAAGGAUGUGACCUUCAGCGAACAUAAGGUCAACGGCAAGAGCAAAGGACAAGCCUUUGUCGAGUUCACUACCCCGCAGGCAGCCACUGCAACAAAGCACAGCAUUGACAGCGAUGCUACACUCAAGCUUCCCGUGCAGUACACGAGCCCACACUCGAACCCAUUCCGCACCCUGCCUAAGGAUGCUCCCAUGCGCAAUGACCGCGGUCGGGGAGGCGGCUUCAAUGCCGGGGGCGGUGGAAACUUCCACCACAAUAUGGGUAGCAACAACUACCGUGGCCGCGGCAAUUACAACAAUCGUGGUGUGGGUGGCAUGAACAACAACUUCAGCAACCGUGGCGGUGGUUUCGGACAUAUGAAUAACUUCGCUCCCAACAUGAUGGGCCCCGGCACUUUCCCAACUGGCCCCAUGGGCAUGCAAAACUAUGGCUACAACAACCGCGGCAGUAUGAUGGGCAACCCUAUGCGCGGCGGUCCCGGUGCUAUGCGUGGUAGUCGCGGAGGAAACAUGGGUGGCCCCGGUAUGAUGGGAAUGCCUGGAAUGAGCCCCAUGGGUGGAAUGCCCAUGAACCCCAUGGGAGGUAUGAACCCCAUGAUGGGAAACAUGGGAAACAAUAUGGGGAUGCAGGGUGGCCAGGGCUUCCAGGGCCCCAACCCUAACUUCAACCAGGGGAGCAACUAUUUCAACCCCAACCAGAGCAACCAGAACAGCGGCAACAACAACAACCAGGGCGGCAGCAGCAACCAGGGAGGUGCCUCCGAAGGCCCCUGGAACCCCCAUGGCAACAAGCGCAGCCGUCAGGACUAG